This is a messenger RNA of Homarus americanus (American lobster), 4818 nucleotides long. RefSeq names its product zinc finger protein 26-like. The transcript is spliced from 3 exons. The record is from RefSeq and is a predicted model, not a curated record. NCBI's taxonomy places the organism in Eukaryota, Metazoa, Arthropoda, Malacostraca, Decapoda, Nephropidae. Gene Ontology annotation, biological process: regulation of transcription by RNA polymerase II. Bases 269 to 3952 code for a protein of 1227 amino acids. Gene Ontology annotation, molecular function: RNA polymerase II transcription regulatory region sequence-specific DNA binding; DNA-binding transcription factor activity, RNA polymerase II-specific. Gene Ontology annotation, cellular component: nucleus.
GAGCGAGAGGGUUGGCAGGCCUGGUGGUGUAGACGCUCUGACAGUAGUGGGGGAAGCUGAUUGUCAAGAGCAGUCCCCAAUUUUGCUACAAUGGAACAGCAUCAAUGAACUGCUCUAUACUUGCCACUGUCCAAAUUUCAAAUCUCAAGAAUUCUAAAUUGAAAGGAUGAAACAAUCUUCGGCACAUCAUGUUUUAUGAGGGAACCAUAUUGUUGAAAAGAUAAUUGAUCAAAAUCCAAUCAUCCACAUGAUUUUUUUUUAGAGUAACAUGGAUCAGACACCACAAGAAAUAAUGCAUUCCCUGUUUUCACUUGAUCCAAACAUGGAAAAUCGGGGACAUCUGUAUCCUUACAACUAUCCCUAUGGGCAGUAUCCUUACCCAUACCCUUAUCCUUAUCCAGCACCACAUCCUUCAUCAGCUCAUACAAACAUUCCUUCCUCAUCACAUAGUAUGCCACCACCAUCUUCCCACCCCAUAACCCAGGCAUCUCAAGGUCUCGCAGUAUCUCAGAAUAACCUCUCACCUUAUAGUGGUGGAGUCCACAGUAUCCGUCCACCAAUGACUAAUAUGAGAGAGCAAAUGGGGGAUGGAAGGCUUUCAUUAGGGGAGGGUAGAAUAGCUCAUUUGAGUAAUCUAGAAAGACACUCGAUCAACACUCAACAUGCAGCAGAGGAUCUACGCAGUAUACCCACAGAUUCCAGGAAUUUGGCAGAUGUAAGACACCAUCCGGUUGACAUGCGACCAAUAUCUGCUGAGCAGCGGUAUUUAGGUGAUCUUAGGUCAUUGUCAAGUCAUCCACGUUCUUCCUCCUCAGACUUGAGGCACAUCACGGACUACUCAUCACAGCCAACGGAUUUGCGAACACAACCAAUUGAUGCUCGAUUAUUUAGUGAUGUACGACAACUAGCUGGUGAUACACGGCCACCACUUAGUGAAGCGAGACAUAUGGGUGAUCCUAGACAUAUAUCCAGUGAGGAGAGAAUCCUUGCAGAUGUGUCUCGACUCCAAGAAGAUCCCAGACAUAUGAUGAAUAGAACCACGGAUGACUAUAGAUACCCAGGAGACUUAAGAACUUAUGAUACUCGUCCUGCCACGAUCACUCAUCCUAUUGAGGAGCCACAACUUCCCUCUGGAGAUCCAAGACCUCCAAUAAAUGACACAAGAUCCAUUGAAGAAACCAAGUCCACAUAUGAUACUUCAAGAAUGAGUACAAAUGAAAAUAGGAUUCCUUCACAUCAGUUUGAUACAAGUAAUCUCUUAAAAUCAUCAGGAACACAACAUUAUUAUGAUAAUAGAGUUAGUAUAGGAGCUAGCAAGCCAACAACUAAUGGUGAGGAUCUCUCUACAAGGCAUUCUAUCCAGGACCAUAGGCAUCUACUUCCUGACCCAAGACUCAGUUUAGGAAAUAAUGCUCACCCAGUCAGUGACAUGCGACAAAAUAUGAAUGAGGUGAAAGCACAGCUAAAUUCUUCUGGGCAGAACACAGAGCAGGUUAACCAAGGAAAUUUAAGAUACCCAACAGUCAGUAGUCCAAAUACAUCUUUAGGACUACUGUCCCAUGCACUUGGACAACAUUUGAAACAAAAAGAUGAUGUAAUUACAAAUCUUGGUCAGAAAGAACCUCUUAAUAUGGACAAUAAAAAUUACCAACAGCCUGAUACAGAAAAUAAGGAUAACACUGAAAAAGAGACAAAUGGUCAAGAAGAAUACAAAGAUAUUGAUGAGAAAUCUGUAACUUGUCAGGAGAUUGAUGACGAUGACUUUGACUCUGAAGCUUCGUCUACUGAUUAUCCCGAUCCUUAUAUAGAAUUCACUGACGUUGCACAUGGAGUAUUCAACAACGUUAAUAAUAUUGCGGGGCCAGUGAAACCCUUUCACUGUGAAGAUUGCGAUGCUACGUUCACCACCAAAGGAAAUCUUAAAGUACACAAGAGAAUCCAUACAGGAGAAAGACCAUAUGAAUGUGAGGAUUGUGGCAAAACUUUUUCAUACUGUGCAUCAUAUCAGUCACACAAAUUAAUACACAGUGGACACAGACCAUUCAAAUGUGAAUUUUGUGAACGGGCAUUUUUCCGUAGUGAACAUUUAGAGCGCCAUAGGAGAAGACAUACAGGUGAAAGACCAUUUAAGUGUACAGAAUGUGAUGCUACUUUUGCUGCUAGUGAUGGAUUAUCGAGGCAUACGAGAACUCACACUGGCGAAAGACCUUAUAGCUGUGAAGAAUGUGGAAUGUCAUUUGCUUAUAAAUCUACUUUCCUUAGGCAUAAACUGAUGCAUUCAGAGGGAGAAUACAAGUGCGAGGACUGUGGUGCAGCGUUCAAAGAUCCUGUAAGGUUAGAUAAACAUGUAAAAAAGCACAAUGAUCCAAAUUAUGUACCUUACUCGGACGAGGGUAAACCGAAACCACACAAACUUAUUGAAGAUGGUAUAGAAGUUACUGGAUGUGAAUUUUGUCAGAUGAAAUUUAAAAGAAAAUCUGAUUAUUACCUUCAUCGGAGAACUCACACGGGAGAGAAACCUUACGUGUGUGAUGUGUGUGGUUCAUCGUUCAUCAGGAGAGCCUAUCUAGACAUUCACAUGCGUACUCAUACUGGUGAACGUCCAUAUAAUUGUGAAUCUUGUGAGUCUGCAUUUAAAACCCGCACUGCCCUAAAAUUUCAUAGACGUACUCAUAGUGGUGAAAGGCCGUACAAAUGUGAUCACUGUGAUUUUGCCUUUGCCCAGAAAUCUGCUAUGAAAGCACACAUACGUAUUCAUACUGGUGACAAACCUUAUAAGUGUGAUUCAUGUGAAGCUGCAUUUCGCCAUAGUAGCAGCUUGACUAUACACAAACGAACUCAUACUGGCGAAAGGCCAUAUGCUUGUGAUGCUUGUGGAGCAACAUUUUCCCAGAGGCCCCACCUAAACCUACACAAAAGAUCACAUUCAGGUAUUAAGCCACACACCUGUGAUGAAUGUAAUGCAUCUUUCACCAAGAAGGAUUACCUUUUGGCCCACAAGACAAAGCAUGCAGGUGGUAGUACAAUUAAGAUUGAAGCAUUAGCAGAAGCUGCAGGUGAACAAGUAUACAAGUGUACUGAAUGUGAAAUGGUUUUUACACACCUUUCCAGUUUAACUGUCCACAUGAGAAAACACACUGGUGAAAGACCAUUUGUAUGUGAAGACUGUGGGGCAUCAUUUUUGUAUAGCUCAAACCUUACAACCCAUCGCAGAAAACAUACUGGGGAGCGACCCUAUAAAUGUGAUCAAUGUGAAGCAUCCUUUAUUUUGAAGAGUUAUUUAACCAUGCAUCUUAGGAAACACUCAGGUGAAAGACCAUUUAAAUGUGAUGAAUGUCAAGCAUGCUUUACACAAAAAACUCACCUAUCAACCCACAGGAGGAUCCAUACUGGGGAGUGCCCUUACAAGUGUGAGGAAUGUGGGGAGGCCUUCCGUGACGGGGCCAAUUUUUGGAGACAUAAGAAGAAGCACCUGAUUGGUGAAGGUGCUGCAACUGUAACACGUAGAAGGGGAAGAAGAGGGCGAGGAAGAGGUGGAACAAGAGGCGCUAGAACUGCUCCAACAAGGCGAACAACGCGUGUGCGUCGCACCACAGUAAAGUUUGAACAACUUUACGAAGAAUUUAUUGUUAAUCAAGACGAACGAGUAUAUGUUAAAGAAGAACCACAAGAUCAGUCCAAUAAAAAUGAGGAGGAAGAAGAUGCACCUUACAUCUCAAUCAACCCAAUGGUGGAGAUCAAAUUGGAAGGUGAGGAAGAUCAGCAACAACUGCAGGAGACUGAAAUGAGAUUGAGGGAACCUGAUGAAGAUCCUCUGAUGGGAAUUGAGGAAGAUGAUCUAAUAAGAAAUGUUGAUGAAGAUAAUAAUAAAGAGAAUUUACAGGAAGAACCUAAUAAUGCAGGUGUCAGGUCACAAAUAACAAGUGGUGUGAUAGACAGUGUGGUGGAAUAGUAACAAUGUGUCAAAUUGUUUUUUUUGUGUGUGUGGCAAUAUCAACAGUGUAUGAGGAGUCCAAGUUGGCACCAAGUCUAGUGGAGGUAUUGUUUAUUUAUGGAGAAACUUGUGAUUCACGUUAUGGUAUAAGUAGAUUAUUGUCAUAAAAAUUUUUAUGGAUCUCAUUUUGGUUAUAAGUCUGGUUUUGUGAAGAGUAGAGUUUUAUUAUAUUUAUUAUUAAUAUAAAAUUAUGGAGUGUAUUAUCUGUAGUUUGUAUACUUGUGGUGUUAUGCAGAAAGUUUUUAUGUGACGUAUUUUCCAGUGAUUGCUGUAGUAUGUGUAGUAUUACAAACCUGGUCUUGUCCUGGCUUCAGUUUUGUUUUUAGAGAUAUGUGAACUGGAAGUGUUCCCCCCCCCUACCACCCCCUUAAGCAAUGAAGAUUUUUCCUUUAGCAUUACCAGUUGUAUACUUGUUUGUGAUAAAAUGAAUUUGAAACGUGUUGAUAUGUAGACAUUUAUAUAUAUAUAAAUAUAUUUUGUUUACGGUAUAUACCUAUGAUAUUUAAGUUAGAUAUCUUCUAUCUUGAAGUUAUUUGUUAUGUGAUUUUUUUAAAUGUUUAUAUAUUCAAGAAAUUUUUAAUUAUGUGAUCAUUCUUAUAUUUACGUUUGUUUCGUCAACAAUUACUAGUCAGAAUAGGCGUGGAGUCAGUAUAUUUGGGUGUUAAGACAAGUGAUUCGUUUUGUGUCGGUCCGGUGUUUACAGUAGUUUCAGCUGUAAAUAGCAAUGUUUAGAAAUUUAUUAUGUUUUGGGAUACUCUAGUUAUUUGAUUAAAUUUACAGUGGUUUGUGAAAUGUGAAAAUGAGGGAAUAAAUUUUGAACCAAG